UCUAGAAUAGUUUUUGGUUCUUAUUCUCUGUUUUCAUUCACAGUCGCACACGGUGGUUUUGAGUGGUAGUUCACGGCGGGGAAAAAUUCAAAAGAGUGAGUUUCUGUUUUCGGUUCGAGAAAUUGAGAAGAAGAUGUCGGGCGUGACGAACGAGGAAGACAAGAAGCCAACGGAGCAAGGUGGAGCUCACAUCAACCUCAAGGUCAAGGGUCAGGAUGGGAAUGAAGUGUUCUUCAGGAUCAAGAGAAGCACUCAACUGAAAAAGCUGAUGAAUGCAUACUGUGACAGACAGUCGGUGGAUUUCAACUCCAUUGCUUUCCUGUUCGAUGGCCGUCGCCUCCGAUCUGAUCAGACUCCAGACGAGCUCGAAAUGGAGGAUGGGGACGAAAUAGAUGCCAUGCUUCAUCAGACAGGAGGUGCAGCUGUCUGAAUGAUGCAGCGUGCACGGCAGUCGUGUUUUCGACAUCCUCGGGAGUAGAAUUAGGUUAAUUAACUAGUAGUGAUGCCUGAGAAGCAUCUUCUAUAUCAGCUACUUAUUAUACUGCAGUUUCUGGCUGACUUGAUAUGCUAAUCGUUUGCUUUUGUUCACAAGAGUGAGAGUAUUGCCCUUUACUUAUUAAGAAAGCUUAUAACCAAUAUACGAGUGUUUUAAAUUCACUAUCUUAAAUAAUCUACGAUACCAUGUAUUAUUUUAUGAUAUUGUGGCUGGUUUGCUUGC
Arachis duranensis is the source of this 718-nucleotide messenger RNA. Its product is annotated as small ubiquitin-related modifier 2. NCBI's taxonomy places the organism in Eukaryota, Viridiplantae, Streptophyta, Magnoliopsida, Fabales, Fabaceae. Bases 134 to 430 code for a protein of 98 amino acids. Gene Ontology annotation, molecular function: ubiquitin-like protein ligase binding; protein tag activity. The transcript has 3 exons. Gene Ontology annotation, biological process: protein sumoylation. Gene Ontology annotation, cellular component: nucleus. The record is from RefSeq and is a predicted model, not a curated record.